This is a messenger RNA of Anopheles cruzii, 3006 nucleotides long. RefSeq lists its product as uncharacterized. The transcript has 6 exons. Gene Ontology annotation, molecular function: A2-type glycerophospholipase activity. The record is from RefSeq and is a predicted model, not a curated record. Gene Ontology annotation, biological process: phospholipid metabolic process; arachidonate secretion. Bases 340 to 1962 code for a protein of 540 amino acids. Lineage: Eukaryota; Metazoa; Arthropoda; Insecta; Diptera; Culicidae.
GCUAGAGAAAGAGGCGAAAGAAAAGAAACCCCAAUAAAAAAGGCGACCGCGCAAUCGAUCCUGAGAAUCGGUUUCACUCGAAUCUCCUGUCCUGGUGGCUCCUGGCGCAACGUCGAAGGUUACAACGUCGAAUCCAAUCGGCGGACAGUUACACCUUGCAGUUUUUGAAAGCUUUCUACAGAGCGGGACCUCAGGAGCGUUGCAGAAAUCGGUGUAAUCGGCGAAGAAAACGCUCAAAUUUGACGCGGUACCCAGUGUCUCGCAACCGGUGUCCUUGUGCGAGCGGUGCGUUGUGCGUUGGCCCAAACCAGAGCACGCGAUUGGCAUUGGAGAGUAACGAUGGCCCGGCAACACCAACGGCCGACGGAGUCAAAAGUGAAAGUUCACCAGCCACUGGCACUAGAACGCAGCAGCCGCCCUUUUAUGUGGACAUCCGUGCCCUUGCUGAUGACGGUGGUGGUGCUCCUGCUGUCACCGACAGUGACGCCUGUCCACGGACAACGGCUCCCGGAAGGCAGUGCGUUACAGCACACUUCCGGAUCCGGUGCUGGUCCUCUGCAUCAUCGGCGACACCAGCAGCAUCAUCACCAUCGGGAAUCAGCACCCGUCGUUGAUCUCGACGAUAAAGUCGCGGCUGACGAUGACGGUGGUGGAGGCGCAAAUCCCCACAACGGGAAGCCGCUCGGCAACUUCCUCCUAACCGAUUACCUCAACGACGGUGAACGGGAACGGCGCAUCAGUUGGAACGGCAUCAUCGGCAAGGAGACGAGCCUCGCUGACACUGGUUCCAACAAAACGCUGGCCCUCUGGCAGAUGGCAACCGGCACCUAUCUGAUGCAAAUCAUCUACAACAGCGACGGCGACAUGAUGGACUGCGAGUACGUCCGGCAGCGGUCGCUGGUGCACCAGUUUCACGAACGCUUCCGCACGGAGUUCAAACAGGCGCGGGCACGAAAUUUUAGCUCACCGUUCACGUUACCCGCACGGGGCCGCCAGUCGCUGGUGUCGGAUCACGAGUUCCGGGAGUAUCUCGAGCACGACGUCGUAACGUCCGAGAUGGAGGAACUGCAGUACAACGUGUACGAGUUUCCGGCCGGUGUGCCACAGGCGCAACGGGCCGCCGAUGCGUUUGGGAUGCGCAAUCUCACCUACAUUCCGCUCCGAACACCGGCCGACAUCCCGGACGAGCUGAGGGGCCAGCUGAACUUCCACGAGCUGAAGCAGCGGUGCAACGUGCGGCAUAUGCAGCUGAAAGAGAUCGCUUCCGGGCUGCGGAGCGCGGACCCAGAGCACCAGCGGAUAGCGAACGAGAAGCUGCAGAGACACAAGCGGGCCAUCGCCGACUGGUUCCUGUCGCCGAACACGAAAUGGUGCGGCAAGGGACAAUCGGCCGUCCACUACCGCCAGCUAGGAGGCGCAUCCCGGGCGGACAUGUGCUGCCGGAAGCACGACCACUGCAAGAUCAUGGUACCGGCCAUGGGCACCCGGUGGGACCUGUUCAAUUUGCGUCCCUUCACACUCAGCCACUGUAGCUGCGACACGAGGCAACGCCGCGACCUGUCCAGCAUGCUGCGCGUCCCGGGCACCAAGUGGUGCGGCAAGGGCUGGAGCGCCCGGAACUACGUCGAGAUGGGCGGCUACUCGAAGGCCGACCGCUGCUGCCGCCAGCACGACCUCUCGUGCCCCUUCUGGAUGCUGGGCUUCGAGACGAAGUACGGCCUGUUCAACUGGCGCGUCAACACGCUGAUGCACUGCAGCUGCGACGAGAGGUUCCGCACCUGUCUCAAGAUGGCCGACUCGAGCGACGCCAAUCUGGUCGGCAAGCUCUUCUUCAACAUCGUGCAGAUGAAGUGUUUCGUGCUGAAACCGGAAUCGGUGUGCGUGAAAAAGUCGUGGUGGGGCAAGUGCGAAAAGAAAAUUCGCCGGAAACGCGCCCACCUGCGGGACAACCGGAAGUUCUAAGGAGCCUGCGUGCCGUGUGUGUGUGCGAGUAUGAUUCCUAAUGCUGUCGCCAUCCAUCGCGUGGAAGCCGGAUGGCUGCAGGCGGCUACGAUCUGUUGAUACGUUAUUUAUUGUGUACCGGUUAAAAUUACUAUUUAUUGCCCCCCAUUGCCAGCUCGAGGGGAGCGGGGAGCUUUGCAGCGACACGUGGUGACACUAUUUAUGCUCGGUAGCAGCUACAUCAACAAACGGAUUCCUAUUAGUUUCGUAAGACACCAGUAGUGAUCACAGAAAGAAGCGCGAUUUAGAGAGCGAAGAAGAGCGAUUAGGACGGGACUGUAAAUAUGUAGUAUUCCUUUGUAUCCGAUGGGUGCACUGUCCAAUUGAGAAAAACAUAGAUCUGAUCUAGGGGCGGCGGUAGCGUCCUAGACUUGUAGUAUUAGUAAAUGUUUAGUGUGUAAAGCGUGAACUCAAGCGGCGUCUAUAGGUUGAAUUCCAUGACAUUAGCGUAACUAUUAUAAGCGGCCGCGCAAGUGACGCACGUGAGAACCACUAUUGCUAUGAAAAGUAGGGUCGUAGUAAUGCGGUUGCUGAAAUCAGCCCAAACGGAUAUUAAGAUAUUUAGGACUCGUUAGGUUAGCAUUCGGCCCAAGUGGCAGUGGCACAGAAGUCGGACAGAAAAAUUAUCCUUGGUUGUUGGUUGUAAAUAUUGAACCUGAAACGCGCAAGAAACUGGACAUUGUGCGUAUGUAAAUAUUAUCGGAGCGGUGUACAUAGGCGUUUGAUGGAAGACGGAAGAAGCAAAUGGCGGAGGGAAUAAAAAUCAAAAUAACAAUAAGCUUAACACUGUGGUGUUUGUGUGUUCGAACGCUAGCGUGCGUCGCCGUAGUUUCUACAGAACGGAAUUUGUACAGCCCAUAUGCAUGGAAAGGGAAGCGAUUUAGCCACUACGUAGCCAAUUGAACUUACAACGGUGAUCCACAGAGAAAUGGGAAUCGUAACUCACCGCCCUAUUGUUCCAAUCUAACUUGUUCCACUUUAAACUGUACCGAAAUAAUGGAAAUA